Molecule: messenger RNA, 1533 nt
Organism: Balaenoptera musculus (blue whale)
Lineage: Eukaryota; Metazoa; Chordata; Mammalia; Artiodactyla; Balaenopteridae
Gene: C6H9orf50
Product: chromosome 6 C9orf50 homolog
Source: RefSeq, a predicted model, not a curated record
AUGCCCCGGCGUCGCCGCAGCUCCUGUGCCCAGCAGGUGGCGCCCGAGGGGCUCCCCGGCGGUGGCGAUCGCAGACGGAGAGACCCGCUGCUGCCGAGGCUGCCGCUGCCCGAGCUCCGAGCAGCCUCUGGCGCGGGGGCCUCCGGGGGCUCCAGGGCUUCGGAUGGCGGCGCCGAGUGGUGGCAGGCCCUCGCGUGUGAGUCCUCGCACUCGGAUCCCGGGGUGGGCGUCAGGCGCCCCCGGUCGCGCCUGCCCGUCCUGCCCACCGUGGCUCAGCGCGCGGCGCGGAACGGGCCAGGGCUGAGGUCGCUGCUGCUGCCGCCCAUGCUCUUGGCCGGCGAGACCCGGGACCGGCGCCCCGGGCCUGGACAGUGCAAGGACCCCCGCAGGGGCUCGGCCAGGGAGAACCCCGACUCUUUGGGCGACCUCCUAGGAGAGUUCCCCCCCAGCCGGUCCCGGCAGUUCCUGCGCCAGCUCAGGGCUGAGUCUGCGGAGCAGCCGCGACCACCGAGGGAGGCCCCUACGGCCCCCACGGGGGGGGGGCUGAGUCAUUUCCGGGGCCAGUCAUUGUACUUCAAGAAUAGUCUUAAGAAGAUUUUGCUCCAUCACAUACCUGCCCUAGGGCCCUUCAGGAGAGAUCACUCACAAUUCACCACGGUUGAGAAGACCAAUCAUAAGCCCCACGCUACACAGGCCCCCAAGCUCAAGGCCGUGCUCACCCACAACUACUCGGGGGAAGGCUCAGGGCACCGCAGGCGGUGUUGCCCUUUCCGCGUGCGGUUUGCGGAUGAGACGCUACGGGACACAGCGCUCCGCUACUGGGAAUGCAGCUGUGCAGUCCGGCAGGGCAUCCUCGAGAACAGGACAGCCAGCGGGUCAGCAGCGUCGGAGCAGGUGUUCGGGAGUGUCGGGAGAUGGCUGGAGAGUUUGCCCAAAGCCCUGUAUCCCAGGGCCAAGGAGGACACCAUGGCCAACUCAUUCGGCUGGGACUUCCCUGGCCUGUCCACCCUGGAGCCGAAGGGCCACCUCUCUGAGGACACCUCUAUGAACAGCAGCCUGCCCUUCAUCCCCAGAGGCAGCGGGGGGACCUCAAAACCUUUCUGGAGCAGCUCUGGCCGGGGUCCUGCAGGGGACCUGCUCAGGCCAGGAGGAGGGCCAGCUGGGGUGCGCUGGCAGGCCCUGCGCACCGAGGACUAUGCCAGCCCCUUUGGGAAGAUGGGGAAACUGAGGCUCGGAGAGGAAGAGCCCAAAGGGCAGAACCAGUCCAAGGUCACACAGUGCUUGGCCCCGCCCUCCGCGCUGGCCGACCCGUCCCGUGGGCCUGGCACCCGGAGCCCCGCUUGGCGUGUGACCUUGGGCAAGCCCCUGUCGCUGUCCCAGGCCUUCAACAAAAAGGGGUUUGGACCUUAUGUCCCCCCAGGGAGAGUGUUCGGCUCUGCAAACCUCUGGGCACCACACCCUGAGCUGGGCUUCAGGGGUGCAGCUGUGAACGAGGGGGCCACAGUCCCUGCCCUCAUGGCGCUUUCAGUGUAG